AUGGAGAAUUUCGUCGACGAGAGUGGUUUCGUUCCUCUAAACCAAAACAUCUUCACACGUGAUCAUCAUCAAGAACACAUGAAAGAAGAAGAUUUCCCAUUCGAAGUUGUCAACCAAUCUAAACCUACGAGCUUUCUUCAAGAUUUUCACCAUCUUGAUCACGACCAUCAGUUCGAUCAUCACCACCAUCAUCACCACCAUGGCUCAUCAUCUUCAAACCAUUUGCUCGGUCUUCAAACCACGUCUUCAUGUAUCAACAAUGCUCCUUUCGAGCAUUGCUCUUACCAAGAAAACAUGGUCGAGUUUUAUGAAUCUAAACCACAAUUGAUGAACCAUCAUUUCCAAGCUGCGGAAAACCCAACAUACUUCACUCGUAAUCAUCGUCCUCAUCACCAUCAAGAGAUCAAUUUGGUCGAAUCAUCGUCGAGUUUCAACAAGACCAAACCAUAUCUUACACGAAAGUUGUCUUCUUCUUCUUCAUCAUCAUCAUGGAAAGAAAAGAAACCGUCAACCUUAGUCAAAGGACAAUGGACUUCUGAAGAAGACAGGAUACUGAUUCAACUCGUGGAGAAGCAUGGAUUGCGUAAAUGGUCGCAUAUCGCUCAAGUGUUACCGGGAAGGAUCGGGAAACAAUGUAGAGAGAGGUGGCAUAACCAUUUGAGACCUGACAUCAAGAAAGAGACAUGGAGUGAAGAAGAGGACAGAGUGUUGAUAGAAUUCCACAAAGAGAUUGGAAACAAAUGGGCAGAGAUUGCGAAAAGACUCCCCGGAAGAACAGAGAACUCAAUCAAGAACCAUUGGAACGCCACAAAACGAAGACAGUUCUCUAAAAGAAAGUGUAGAUCUAAGUAUCCAAGACCUUCUCUGUUGCAGGACUACAUAAAGAGCUUGAAUUUGGGAGUUCUGUCGGCUAUAUCUGUUCCUGCAAGAGGUAGACGCAGAGAGAGUAACAAGAAGAAGGAUGUCGUUGUCGCGGUUGAGGAGAAGAAGAAGGAUCAAGAGGAGAUUUAUGGACAAGACAGGGUUGUGCCUGAAUGCGUGUUUACUGAUGAUUUUGGAUUCAACGAGAAGCUGCUUGAGGAAGGAUGUAGCAUUGACUCUUUGCUUGAUGACAUUCCUCAGCCUGACAUUGAUGCUUUUGUUCACGGAAUCUGA
Camelina sativa (false flax) is the source of this 1155-nucleotide messenger RNA. NCBI's taxonomy places the organism in Eukaryota, Viridiplantae, Streptophyta, Magnoliopsida, Brassicales, Brassicaceae. The record is from RefSeq and is a predicted model, not a curated record.